Cucurbita moschata (crookneck pumpkin) is the source of this 3790-nucleotide messenger RNA. Its product is annotated as serine-aspartate repeat-containing protein F-like. The record is from RefSeq and is a predicted model, not a curated record. The coding region runs from base 294 to 3629 and encodes 1111 amino acids. The transcript has 6 exons. NCBI's taxonomy places the organism in Eukaryota, Viridiplantae, Streptophyta, Magnoliopsida, Cucurbitales, Cucurbitaceae.
AAUUUUAGUUGCAAAAGCACAAUCAUAACGACAGAUCAUUAGCGCUCAUUUGAGUGGAAGAUUGUCGAACUUUAUGUACUAAACAAAAUCUUGAAAGCUAUAAAGCUGAACCAGUGUCAGAGAGGAGUGAGAGGUUGAAAGAGUUCGGCUGACAGAUUACUCAUUUAGAGCUUAUGUUCUAAGCAACAUUUCUGAAAUUGUUUAAUCUUGUGUCAACAACCUAGCUGUCUACAACAGAUCACGCUGUCAAAUAUCAUCAUGAUCAUCACAAUGCAGGAUUUGUUGAGUUGAAUAUGGGAAAUGAGAUGGGAAACAAUAACACAUCUGAAUUUAGAGAGGAAGAACAGGCAAGAACUGAUCCAGAAAAAUCUUUACUGGAAGGUGGGGCCAACGAAGUCAAAGCGGAUGAAGUUGCAGACUUCAGCCAAAAAGAGGCUAGGCCAGGUUCGGAUGGUGCAGAUAAACUAAAUGGAAAUCACCAUGUCAUAGAUAAAGAGGAAGAAAAAAAUAAAGAAUGUAAUACGGCAGAGUUUCAUGUGGUUUCUGAAAAGCUACCAGACAGAACUAAAGAGGACAAUGAAGUCCAGGCCAACUCUAAAGAGGAUAAAACAAAAGAGUUUGAUCCGGAAGAGAAUAGAUCGGACGGAAAUGAGCAUGAGCAUGAAAAGCAGGCUUCAAACCAGGAAGAGGAAGAAGGGGAGGGAGUUUCCAAUUUGAACACAACAAUACUAGCAUUAGAUGAGCCGAAACCUGAAAAGACUUCAGAUUUCAAAAGUACUCAGCAUGAAUUGCUCAACAUUAAAGCCGAAUCUUUCACAGAAGAUAGCAACAAGUCUCCAGAAGAAUGCAAGGAUGCUUUGGGAUUGAGUUUGAACGACACUUACCAUUCAGCAGACUGUGCCAUGGCAGAUUCAGAAGAAACCACCAAUAUGGAUCGAGUUCUCGGUAUUGGCCGAGGUAUUGAUAAGGAAAAUGGAGUGAGGGGAAAAGGUUCAAACUUCGACAAGAUAACACAGGCAUCAGAAGAUCCAAAAACUAAAAAGAUUUCAGAUUUUGAUGCUGAUCAAGUUAUUGAUACUGAUCGAGAUGCAGAUAAGGAAGAUGAUAGAGAGAGGGGUAAAGGUUCCAACUUAGAUCCAAAAUCUGAAAAAACAACAGAUUUUCAUGUUGAUCACGUUCUUGAUACCGAUCGAGAUACAGAAAAGGAAGGUGAUAUUGUGAGGCUCAAGGGUUCAAACUGCAAUACGAUGACACAAGCAUCAGAAGACCCAAAAUCUGAAAACUUUUCAGAUUUUGUUGCUGAGCAAGUUAUUGAUAAUGAUCAAGAAAAAGGUGAUAUUGAGAGGAUCAAAGGUUCAAACUGCAAUACGAUGACACAAGCAUCAGAAGACCCAAAAUCUGAAAACUUUUCAGAUUUUGUUGCUGAGCAAGUUAUUGAUAAUGAUCAAGAAAAAGGUGAUAUUGAGAGGAUCAAAGGUUCAAACUGCAAUACGAUGACACAAGCAUCAGAAGACCCAAAAUCUGAAAACGUUUCAGAUUUUGUUGCUGAUCAAGUAAUUGAUAAUGAUCAAGAAAAAGGUGAUAUUGAGAGGAUCAAAGGUUCAAACUGCAAUACGAUGACACAAGCAUCAGAAGACUCAAAAUCUGACAACUUUUCAGAUUUUGUUGCUGAUCAAGUUAUUGAUAAUGAUCAAGAAAAAGGUGAUAUUGAGAGGAUCAAAGGUUCACACUGCAAUACGAUGACACAAGCAUCAGAAGACCCAAAAUCUGAAAACUUUUCAGAUUUUGUUGCUGAUCAAGUUAUUGAUAAUGAUCAAGAAAAACAUAAUGAAAAUGAUGGAGCAAGGGGAAAAGAUUCCAACUUUGACACGAGAAAACAAGCAUCAGAAGAUCCAAAAUCUGAAACGACUUCAAAUUUUGAUGCUGAUCAAGUUAUUGAAACCAAUCAAGAUACUGAUAAGGAAGGUGAUGGACUGAAGGAAAAAGUUUCCAACUUCGACAUGAUAGCACAAGCUCCAAAAUUAAGAAAGCCCUCAGAUUUCGAUGCUGAUCAAGUUAUUGAUGCUCUUCGAGAUACAGAUAAGGAGCAUGAUGCAGAGAAGGGAAAAAGCUACGAUGUCAAGACGUUACAUGUACAGGACGAUCCAAAAUCUGAAAAGAAUUCAGAUCUUAAGUCUAUUCAUCAUGGAUUGCCUGAAAAGGCAGAAUCAUUGGGGGGAUCAAGUGAUGAUGGAUCCUUACAAGAAAGCAAGUACUGUUUCGGCUCUAGUUUGGAACAUACUGAGGAGAAUGAUCACUUCAUGUGCACAGAAAAAUUAACUAACGUGGAUUGUUUCGGCGCAGAGGCAGAGACAGAUAUGGAGAAGAACUGUGAUAUAAUAGAGCCAAGGCCAUGGCAUGAAAAUACAAUGCCAGCAGCCAAAAUUGUCGAUACUAAAGAUGAAGAAACUGCGAUAGAUUUGAUCGGUCAUAAUACUUCAUGUUCACAACCGGAAGAGAGUCUGGUGAUAGAAUUACCGAAGCCAUGCAUGCAAGUUCCUGAGGUUGAAAACAGACGCACGGUUUUGAAAGAAAAACCCCAAUUAAGAGAACAGGGAACUGAAACAAUCGUUCAAGACAAUCUUCCAACUCAAUCUAAGAUUUCAAAUGAGGUCCAAGAGGAAUUUAACACGAUUAGGUCGCACUCCGAGGAAAAUGCUGCUUCUGAAUCUGUUGUCAGAAACCAGAACGAGACUCCUGGAGAAGAUUGCGAGGAUUCAGAUGAAGAAUAUCUGGAAAUUUCUGAACAAGUUAUGGAAGUUUUCAAUUCAUCUAUUGGAGAUUGCAAGCAUAAGAAUGAAGGGAUGGGAGAGACAACGGAAAUUUCAACAAACGUUGGACAUGAAGGGGAAAGACGAGAGCCAGAGGAAAACUUAUUUGAACCUCUUUUAGGGCUUCAACCUCAAAGCCAUCAAAAGGAAGCUUCGAUCACAUUUCAAACUGGAGAAAGUACAGAUGAAUCAAUCUCAACACUGAGGCAAAUAACCGAAAAAGCAUCUGAAAAAUCCAAGAAAAAUUCCUCAGACUCUCCACAUUAUAUACAAACAGCUUCAGCAACAUUCACAGAAACUAAACCAUCGACAAAUCCGAUCGACGAACAGAAUGUAACAACACUUCCCCUCUCAACAUUCAGAGAGGAAAAUCAAGAAUCUCCAGGAAGAACAAGCAACGAAUCAAAUUCCGACAAUUCAGUCGCUCAUAUCGAAAUGCGUAAAUCGCCUAGCUUCAAUAUAGAUAUCCAAAGCGAAGGAAAGACAGUAGAAACAGAGAAAAUUCCAUUGUUAUACCAGAUCAAGACAAUCGAAGACUUACAAAAUCUGCAGGAGAUUAGCUUCCCAAAUCCGACGGAGAAGCGAGUUGUAAAGCUAGGAAGAAGCGAAUCAGAGAAAUCGAGACCUUCAUUCCCAGGGUUCGCAAAAGAAAAAGGAGAAUCGGAGAUGGAAUCCACAGCAACCAAUCAACAUAAAUUAGGCGCCACUAAAAACGCAGUGAAAGACUUACCACCGCCAUCGCCGAUUCGAAAAGGGAAGCGCAGAAGCAAAUCCCUAAUCUUCGGAACCUGCAUCUGCUGUGCUACUGCAAUCAAUUGAUCGGAUUUUCUCUCGAAUUCAAAUUUCUGAGUGGUUUUCACUGGUUUUCUUCCCUUCCUGCUACGGUUCUACAAGCUUGUUCGCACUGUCCGUACACUUCUCUUCCCGCCAAAUUUACAGGUCAUCAUCUCAUCUUGUGGUUUAAAUUUGCAUUUAAUUCU